AUGACACACAAAAAUCAAGGGCAGACCUCCAUCUACAAAAAAAUCAUGGCCUCCAACACAGAACUUCUCAAAGAGCGCUACCUGGGUAUUUGUGGUCCUGGCUCCGGAGAAGAUGAGCAAUUGUGUGUCUUGGUUUCUUCGUACAGAUGCUGCAGUUGUGUAAACGGGAAGCGGGGUGCAAAAGACCCCUUGGAAAGCCCACCGUUUGUUCUUUCGGUCCUUCUCCUGUGGAAUUUUGGCCUCUUAAUUGUGGAUCAUAUUCACUUCCAGUACAACGGUUUCUUGUUUGGAUUGCUGCUGCUUUCCAUUGCUCGAUUAUUCCAGAAAAGAUACUCAGAGGGAGCAUUUCUCUUCGCUGUCCUCCUGCAUUUCAAACACAUCUUUCUCUAUGUAGCCCCAGCCUAUGGCGUCUACCUACUCCGAUCUUACUGCUUCGCCCAAAAUAAUCCAGAUGGAUCACUUCGGUGGCGCAGUUUCAGUUUUCUACGCGUGAUCGUGCUUGGAUUAAUUGUCUGCCUCGUUUCUGCCGUUUCCUUGGGACCGUUUUUGGUUUGGGGUCAGCUUCCUCAACUUUUCUCUCGCCUCUUCCCUUUCAAACGGGGCCUCUGCCAUGCCUACUGGGCCCCAAACGUUUGGGCGGUGUAUAACUCCCUUGACAAAAUAUUGUCAAUCCUUGGGCUAAAGUAUCAAUUGCUUGACCCUGCAAAAAUACCUAAGGCGGCCAUGACUGGAGGGCUGGUUCAGGAAUUUCAGCACAGCGUCCUUCCUUCUGUGACCCCACUAGCAACCUUAUGCUGCACCGCCAUCUCAAUGGUGCCUUCUGUUUUCUGUCUUUGGUUUAAACCCCAAGGGCCCAGAGGAUUCCUCAGGUGCUUGGUUCUCUGUGCGCUAAGCUCCUUCCUGUUCGGUUGGCACGUCCACGAGAAAGCCAUUCUCCUCGCCAUCCUUCCUUUAAGCUUGCUGUCCGUGGAGAGGUCAAGAGAUGCUGGUAUUUACCUAAUACUGUCCACUACAGGACAUUUUUCCCUCUUCCCACUGCUGUUUACCACCCCAGAGCUGCCCAUUAAAAUAUUGCUGAUGCUCCUCUUUUCGGUAUACAGCUUCUCCUCCCUGAAGGCCCUUUUCAGGAACGAGCCUCUGCUUCACUGGCUGGAAGCCGUCUACCUCAUUGGGUUGAUACCCAUCGGAAUUGUCUGUGAAAUUGUGUUCCCUUUUACUUCCUGGGCUCAGACACUUCCUUUCCUACCUCUGUUGCUCACCUCUUUGUAUUGUGCUUCCGGCGUCAUCUAUGCCUGGCUCAAGCUGUACAUCUCGGCCUUCACCGGACCAUCGGAAGGCAAACCAAAGAAAGAAGAGUGAUGUAUAUAUCAUGGGUUCCAAGCCGGCAAGGAUCAUUCCAGAAAGCUCACCACCCAACAACAGGUGCCAACAUUGGACGUCCUGUCCAAUGCCAGAAAUGGAACUUUAAAACACAUUCUUUAAAGACUUGGGGACUUGAAACAAAUCAGAAAGUAAUCAGGUGUUUAAACCAGUGCCAUCUGAAUGCAAUGUAUUGCUUAUUUACAUAAUUGGUGUAGCAAGAAAAAAAAUCAGUGUUUUUUGCUUAUUUUUCUUUUGAAUUAUUCUGUCUCCCAACGGCCACAGGGAUGUGCUGAUACAAAUAACAGAGGGGAACGAACAAUUACUUUCUCCCGAAUAUUAGGACUUGGGUUGAAGGCAAUAAGGGGUUAAAGUUUAAAUAGGCACACUCAAUAACAGAUGUGUAAU
Thamnophis sirtalis is the source of this 1767-nucleotide messenger RNA. The record is from RefSeq and is a predicted model, not a curated record. Lineage: Eukaryota; Metazoa; Chordata; Lepidosauria; Squamata; Natricidae.